AUGUCUGCCUACAAUCGCAAUCGUAUCUCACUCAACAUCCAGGGUACCAAGGGUGCUGAGUACUAUGACCAGAUCUGCGCACUGAGCCAGAAGACAAUUAAUGAAAAUUUCAAGACCCUUUUCAAGCAACGCCGGGACCUUGUCGAGUUAUGGUACAAAGAUAAACGUGGAAGCAAUGGAGUCUUGGAUGCUAUCCUGGACCCGCCUCAGGUCAAGCUUCAGCUUGGAAGUUCCGACACGCCAGAGCUGUAUUUUGAGAUCCACAUCAAGUCGGGCAAAAUAAAAUUCGCCGCGGAUCAGAUCCAGACUAUCAACAACUGGGUCAUUACUGUUCGCUCGCAGCUCUUCGAUGCACAGGUGAGCCCGAAUUCAUCCUUGGGCGAUGAGGCUACGGCUGUGGCUGCCGCCCAAUUGGAAGAGAUCAAGAAAUCUCAUGACGUUCACAAACUCGAGCUCGCCAUCAAAAAGGCGCAGGAGGAGGCUCUUGCUGCAGCGGAGAAGGAGGCUUCCGCAACGGGCGCUCCGAAGCCGACCCCUCUCAAGGCCGGCGACUACUCUAUUCAACGUCUUUUUUGUGCCAUUGCUCAGGGUCAAUGGAGCACGCCCGUCGAGUCCCACUCCUACUUGCCCGAUCCCGAGGACGGCACCAAGAGGAUCAGUUUGGCAGACUGGAGAGCGUCAAACCGGGACAGCAAGACUAGACUCAUGGCAAAUGCCGUGUCCAAGCUCUUGGGCAAUUGGGCGGAAGACAACCAAGAGUCGGCUUUCUGGAAUCUCGGCGUUCAGAUCCGCCUUCCUGUGGCCAAACUUGUGAGGGAGCAGGCUCUGGCUACAUGUGCCCCAACCGCUGUUCGUCUUCAAAAUUACGCUUACAUUAGCAACGCGGCUCAGCUCGCCCAUCUGCAAGCAGUCCAGAAAGGCGCCGUCUCCUCCUUGGCCAAUGCGGGCGAACUUGGCCAUCCACAAAACUGUUUGGUCUUUUGCGAAGUUGUCAAACGCAAACUACCCAGCGGUGCUCGACUCGAAUAUGGUGGAAACUUGGCUGAGCCUGCAGAGGGCACAGCAGAGCCUGAGAUCCCUGGUACAUUCGUCCUAGACCACCGUUUGUACUUUGAGCAGAAGAUCCUCUCAAGUCUCCGAGACCUCUGUGUCAAAACCUCUGUCAUUCCCGUCUAUCCCGACAUGUUCACAGACAAAUCCAGUGGUGAGCAACAAUUCAAGAGUCGGUAUAUUGUCGGUGCAAACCCGAACCCAGCCUCGCUCUACCCUGGUCUUCCCGAUCAGGUCGCCACGAACCCGACAUUCGAUUUCAAGUUGGAGGACAAGGGCAGAUACGCGUGGCGUCGAACAUGGCCUGCACCUGGGUCUGGUACCGAGGUCAAGCCGUACACGGAUUGUAACGCUGCACCCGUCUACCGGAAAUGGUCGAUAGAGGCUGCGAAUAAUGUUGAGGUUACCUGGACUCCAGGUCAGGAUACCAUUCGCGUCGCUGGGUCUGUUGUAUACGAUCAUUGGGAGGCAUAUAAUGCCAGAGGAAACAUGAACUUCCCUUGGAAGGCCUGGCAUGACUGCUAUUGGGGGGACUUUGUGAUCACGAUCAGCUGGUCCUUCGAGAUCGACCUUUGCGAUAAGGAGAUGUCAUUUGAGGACCACAAGGAGGCUAUGAAGAAACGGAGUCGCUAUCUAGUGGAGCUGGAUGAAGCCCUGAAGAACGGCAAGCCAGCGCCGAUCGAAGUGCCCGAGGUACCAAACGGCGUGAUCAAUCCAGUGAUUAAGGGCCUUGAUCCGAAUACCAGCUUGCCAAAAAACCUUUCCGUUACUCGUACUGGGGGUCAGUACGUCAGAGAUGAUACGCACACCAAAAUGCGCGACGCUGUCGAGGCUUCAUUGAAAAGCGGCUUCAAGACAGCUUGCGACAACUUGCUCAACAGCGUGGCAGACGCAGGCAACUUCAUCUAUCCCGGCACACGCACCCUCGUUUUCGGAGACCCGAAGCUCAACGACUUUGGAGACGUCCUCGCCACGAUUGCCUAUAUUGAUCUUGAAGACGGUCUCGUUGAUGUCAAUGUCGCCGUGCCCAAAGAGAUCGAGCCAUCCCAGGGCAAGAAGGUAGAUCCAAUCAUCCAUGAUUCCACUGUCACCGGUAACCCAACACACAUCACGUGGAGUCCAACAAUCACGUGGAACUCUCACGCUGGAACCGCCAAACUUGUGCUGCAGGGGCGCAACAUUCUGCCAGAUCCCAUGGCCUUCGAGGAGGUAGUAGUCCAGCUGCUCCCAACGGGAGGGCAGAACUGUCUGUUCAGCGGCAGUGCCUACGCCUGGGAGUCCCGCACCGAGCUCGACGAGAAGAAACGCAUCAAGGACCAGAGUGAAGCAGCGAAGAAAGCUGAACGGAUCGCCAAAGGAGACACACAAAGCGAGGGCACGAGCAGCGUGGACAUGGUCAGCGCUGGUGCUGAUAGCGUCAACGGCACAGUAACACCAUCAAUCACGACGACCCCUUCAGUCUGGGAGUUCAGCCAGUCGCUAAUCAAGGAAGAGCUGCAAGUGACGCUUGAAUCGGAAAAGAACUCGACCAUCUUUCGCAUUGAGGCAGUUCCCCCGGCCAAGAAGUCGAGCAAGACACCACGCUUCACCAUUCCGCCUGAUGGCUGGUUCAGUCUCACGCUCGAGGGCCCUGCAUCUGGUCCUGGCAACUAUAUUGCGCAACUUGACGAGCUAUGGAACCAUACUGAUUACCUUCAGAACAUGAAGGGCAAGCGGGCUGCGUCCUCCUUCCUCAAGUGUUGCCUAAUUGAGGGCACCUCGGGCGUUGCAUACCUUUCUUCUCAGGCUGACGCGGAUAAGACACGUGGAGUUUUGAACAGAAGGGAGUAG
This is a messenger RNA of Pestalotiopsis fici W106-1, 2880 nucleotides long. RefSeq lists its product as uncharacterized. The transcript has 5 exons. NCBI's taxonomy places the organism in Eukaryota, Fungi, Ascomycota, Sordariomycetes, Amphisphaeriales, Sporocadaceae. The record is from RefSeq and is a predicted model, not a curated record. The coding region runs from base 1 to 2880 and encodes 959 amino acids.